Aspergillus calidoustus is the source of this 213-nucleotide messenger RNA. The record is from the annotation of a GenBank genome assembly. Lineage: Eukaryota; Fungi; Ascomycota; Eurotiomycetes; Eurotiales; Aspergillaceae.
AUGGUCCGCAUCAACGCCGUUGUCCCAGGGCUUUUGUUAACUGACUGGGGCGAAAGGUACUCCACGGAAGAGAUCAAAGAGUGGAAAGAUAAAUCUAUUCUCAAAAAUGAGGUCGACCUUGACGACUGCGCUGAUAUGUACGUGACAAUCGCUAAGAACACUUCGAUGACGGGACAGGAGGUUUUUGUCGGUAAGGAAUUCCCCAUACUUUGA